GAUCUUUCUCCAAUCAAACGAUGCCAUUUUUUCUCUCACUCAACUCUUCACACUUCACUGCUUGUCGUAUCAAAUUCAAUCACGUGCGUUCCCGCUCAUUGACCGUUGAGUCACGUGCCGACAUGGCAGCGGCCUCCUCUACCGUCCGAGUCGCUGCUGCUCAGAUGACGUCAAUUAACGACGUCGCCGCCAAUUUCGCUACUUGCUCUCGUCUUGUCAAAGAAGCAGCAGCUGCAGGUGCAAAAUUGCUAUGUUUACCAGAAAGUUUCUCAUUUAUUGGGGCUAGAGAUGGAGACAGUAUUAAGAUCGCAGAACCAUUGGAUGGUCCCAUUAUGCAGCAAUAUUGCUCUCUAGCCAGAGAGUCUGAUAUAUGGUUGUCGCUUGGAGGAUUUCAAGAAAGAGGAUCUGACGAUGCACACCUACGAAACACGCAUGUCAUCAUUGAUGAUUGUGGGAAUAUCAGAAGCACUUACCCGAAAAUAUUCUUGUUUGAUGUUGAUGUUCCUGGUGGGAGGGUAUACAAAGAAAGCAGCUUUACAGAAGCUGGAAAGAAUAUAGUUGCAGUUGACAGCCCUGUUGGACGCUUGGGUCUGUCUGUAUGUUAUGAUUUAAGGUUCCCAGAGCUUUACCAGCAGCUCAGGUUCCAGCAUGAAGCACAGAUUCUAUUGGUGCCUGCAGCUUUCACAAAAAUAACUGGUCAAGCACACUGGGAGAUCCUGCUUCGAGCUCGUGCAAUUGAGACUCAAUGCUAUGUAAUAGCUGCUGCACAAGCUGGAAACCACAAUGAAAAAAGAGAGAGCUAUGGUGACACAUUAAUUAUUGAUCCUUGGGGAACGGUAGUUGGUAGAUUGCCGGAUCGACUUUCAACUGGGAUUACUGUGGCUGAUAUUGAUAUUUCAUUGAUCGACUCUGUGAGAGCAAAGAUACCAAUUGCCCAGCAACGAAAGCCUUCAGAUUUCUGGAAUUCUUCAUCUCUGUGAUUUCAAAGACCACAUCCUUCCGCCCCCAUCUGCUGCUAUCCAGAAUGAUAUGUGAAAGCUGCAACCAAUUUUUAUGUGCUUGCUCUAAACGAAGGAAAGGUCAUAUACUUCUUCAUUUUUCAGGAAGGAUAGUUGGGCUUCUUUAAGUUGCAAAAUAAUCUGUAAUUUCCUUUUCUAGGGAGCUGUUUAUGUGAUUUUCAAUUUAUGCACAUCUGCUGUAAAUUGAAUUCUACUACUAUUGGACAGCAUAUAUUUUUGUCUGCUGUGUAGCUCAUGCUAGGAUUCAAGAAUCCAAUUGCUCAUCGUCACUCUUUUCUGGAAGUGCCAGGUCAAUUUAUUGAUUACAGCUGAAAGCAACAUUUGAACUA
Ricinus communis (castor bean) is the source of this 1348-nucleotide messenger RNA. RefSeq names its product deaminated glutathione amidase, chloroplastic/cytosolic. Gene Ontology annotation, molecular function: hydrolase activity, acting on carbon-nitrogen (but not peptide) bonds, in linear amides. Bases 21 to 980 code for a protein of 319 amino acids. The transcript has 9 exons. Lineage: Eukaryota; Viridiplantae; Streptophyta; Magnoliopsida; Malpighiales; Euphorbiaceae. The record is from RefSeq and is a predicted model, not a curated record.